AUGCCGAAAGCCCGUCGUGAGUCUGCGGCGAGGGCCGACACACGUCCCGCAUUCAAUCGUCCCCCGAACGCACGCCCUGCCCCGGUGCCCCGUCAGACGCGUGAUGAGGAAGAUGAUGACUAUUAUGAGCCACGAACACCGAAAAGAGCGCCCAGGGAAAAAGCAAAAGCCUCACCCGUACCCUCCCCGUCGCCAGAAAAGAGACCGCGCCGACCGAGUGAUCGUUAUCAAAGUUCGAGUGGGGUGAGAGAAAGUCCCAAGAGGGCGCAGCAGCGGGAUCGCGCUAAGUACAGCUCUGGCACGUCCACCAACAGCGGAAGUCAAUUGUUGAGCAGCGAUGCGUUGGCGAAACUGAAUGCAUACAACCAAAGGGCCGAGUUCGAAGAAAAAUAUGAAGAGCGCAAGCGCAACAAGAAAAAACAGAAGCAGUACAAGAACCUCAGGGCAGCAGAGGCAACUCAGCAGCGAAAGAAGAAGCAGAAAAACAGGAAUGUCAGUGGUGCCAUACUAGAAGAGGGGAGGGCCGGCGAGAAGCACAGACGCGCGCAUGGACGUGGCGGCGGGUACGGGAAGGAAUACGAGGCUCACAGACGAUCAGGCACAGACCAGGCGAGGCGAAAGAAGAAAUUCUGGUGGCUGAUAAUCCUCUUCGUGGUGUUGCUGGCUAUAUUCAUCCCCGUCGCAGUGGUGGUAAGCAACAACAGCAGCAAGAAAUCAAGCAGCGGAUCGUCCUCGUCUUCGGCGACGACAAGCGACGGCUCAUCAGGAAUCAGCAAUGACUGCGAUUCGAGCUCGAUUCCGGCAAGUGCAAAGGGCACCUACACCGAUAUAUCCACCUGGAUGGACACCACCGAUUUCAAUUGUACAUACACUGACGAGACGGUCGGCGGGUUGUCGGUCAUGGGCCUCUAUUCGAGCUGGGAUGAUUCCACCAAGGCCAACGAUAACGUCCCCGCUCUGAAUGAGCAAUGGGAGUACGGGAAGAUGCCCAUCCGAGGCGUGAACAUAGGCGGCUGGCUUUCACUAGAACCCUUCAUCACACCUUCGAUGUUUAACUAUCCCGCCUCUGCCAACGUGGUCGACGAGUGGACUUUAACGCAAAAGCUGGGGCCCUCUGCACAACGUGUCAUCGAGACACACUACGCGACUUUUAUCACCAAGCAAAGCUUCAUCGAUAUCAAGAACGCAGGCUUGGACCACGUAAGGAUCCCUUACCCUUAUUGGUCGGUCACGACCUACGAUGGCGAUCCGUACGUCCCCAAAGUUGCCUGGCGAUACCUGCUUCGAGCGAUUGAGUAUUGUCGAGAGAAUGGCCUGAGAGUGAAUCUCGAUCUCCACUCGGUCCCAGGGAGUCAGAACGGAUGGGCUCACAGUGGUCACCAAGGUGAUAUUGGUUGGAUAUUAGGACCCGACGGCGCCACUAAUGCGCAAAGAUCCCUUGAUAUUCACAACCAAUUGUCCCAAUUCUUUGCUCAAGACCGGUACAAGAACGUGGUGACAAUUUAUGGCUUGGUUAAUGAGCCAAAGAUGUUGGUGAUUCCUCCCCAGUCUGUGCUUGACUGGAAUUCGAAGGCCAUCGCAAUAAUCAGAGGGAAUGGCAUCAAGCAGCGUAUCGUCUUUGGGGACGGUUUCCUCAGCUUGGAUACCUGGGACGACAUGUUCCACGGCGUCGACAACAAUCUGGUCAUGGACACGCACCAAUACCAAAUCUUCAACACCGGACAGCUCAAGUUGAAACACCAAGACAAAAUCAACCUCGCCUGUUCCGGGUGGACUGGCCUCAUGGUUGCUGCCAAUAACCCUCAAACUGGAUGGGGCCCGAUUCUGGACGGCGAGUGGUCCCAAGCCGAUACCGAUUGUACACCAAAUCUGAACAAUGUCGGCGUGGGUUCCAGGUGGGCUGGUACCCUCGACACCGGCGAUCCAGGCACAUCAGUUCUCACACCGACCUGUGCCGAGCCGCCGUGCUCUUGUGCACAAGCCAACGCCGACCCGAGCGAGUAUAGCGCCGCGUACAAGCAGUUUCUGCAGAUGUACGCGGAAGCUCAGAUGCACAGUUUCGAGCAGGCCUGGGGUUGGUUCUAUUGGACCUGGAAGACCGAGAACGCCGUGCAGUGGAGCUGGAUGCUGGGCCUGGAGGCCGGCAUAUUGCCUGAGAAAGCGUACGCCCCGUCUUUCAAAUGUGAUUCUGAAGUUCCUGACUUUAGCGACCUGCCUGAGAGUUAUUGA
Messenger RNA from Fonsecaea erecta, 2229 nucleotides. RefSeq lists its product as hypothetical. The record is from RefSeq and is a predicted model, not a curated record. Gene Ontology annotation, molecular function: beta-glucosidase activity. Gene Ontology annotation, biological process: glucan catabolic process. Gene Ontology annotation, cellular component: cell surface; extracellular region. Lineage: Eukaryota; Fungi; Ascomycota; Eurotiomycetes; Chaetothyriales; Herpotrichiellaceae. The coding region runs from base 1 to 2229 and encodes 742 amino acids. The transcript has a single exon.